Messenger RNA from Xiphias gladius (swordfish), 2651 nucleotides. It is a transcript of the gene pomt1, whose product is annotated as protein-O-mannosyltransferase 1. Gene Ontology annotation, biological process: protein O-linked glycosylation via mannose. The transcript is spliced from 20 exons. The coding region runs from base 174 to 2333 and encodes 719 amino acids. NCBI's taxonomy places the organism in Eukaryota, Metazoa, Chordata, Actinopteri, Istiophoriformes, Xiphiidae. Gene Ontology annotation, cellular component: endoplasmic reticulum; membrane. Gene Ontology annotation, molecular function: dolichyl-phosphate-mannose-protein mannosyltransferase activity. The record is from RefSeq and is a predicted model, not a curated record.
CAGACAGAGCUAAUCACACACCGAGCGGCCGCCGCCGCCAACAAGCCGGAGAAACCGUAAGGAACCACCGGCUAACGGAGGAGCUGAACCGAGCAGUGUAACGACAGGAUGGUCGGUUUACAGUUAACGGAGUGACGUCACCAGUGUUUUACAUACAGACCACGGUCUCAGUGAUGCUGCAGCUCCCCUUGGUGGUGACGGCUCAGGUGGACCUGGUCCUGCUGCUGGUCUCCCUGCUGGCCCUCUGGACCAGACUGAGCCACCUCAGCUACCCCAACGCUGUGGUGUUUGAUGAGGUGUAUUACGGUCAGUUUGUCUCUCUCUACAUGAAGAAAGUUUUCUUCAUCGAUGACAGUGGACCACCGCUCGGUCACAUGAUCCUUGCCCUUGGAGCCUACCUGGGAGGAUUUGAUGGAAACUUUGUGUGGAACAGAAUUGGUGCAGAGUAUCCCAGCAACGUGAGUGUGUGGUGUCUGCGGUUGAUGCCGGCUCUGUGUGGAGCUCUCUGUGUUCCUCUGGUGUACCUGUUGACUCUGGAGCUGAGGUUCUCUCACCUGUCGGCUCUGGGAGCUGCACUGCUAGUGCUGCUGGAGAACUCUCUGAUCGUCCAAUCACGUUUCAUGUUACUGGAGUCUGUUCUCAUCUUCUUCGUGUUGUUGGCCUUCUUCUCCUACCUGCGUUUCCACAACGCUCCCGGCAGCUCCUGGUUCAGGUACAGCUGGCUGCUCCUCUCCGGAGCCUCCUGUGCUGCUUCCGUCGGGGUGAAGUACAUGGGACUGUUCUCCUACCUGCUGCUGCUGGGCGUGGCCUCUCUGCACACCUGGAACCUGAUUGGAGACCGAACUGUCAGUCAUCUCAGUGUGUGUAUGCAGUGUGUGUGUAGGUUUGUGUGUCUGCUGGUGAUUCCUGUCCUGCUCUAUGUGUUCUGGUUCUACCUUCAUCUGAGUCUCCUGAACCGCAGCGGACCACAUGACCAACUGAUGAGCUCCGCCUUCCAGGCCAGCCUGCAGGGCGGUCUCUCCAGGAUCACUCAGGGUCAGCCCCUGGAAGUCGCCUACGGCAGUCAGGUGACUUUAAGAAGCGCCGCCUCUCAGCCAAUCCCCUGCUGGCUCCACUCGCACAAAGCCAACUACCCAAUCAGGUAUGAAAGUGGGCGGGGCAGCUCCCAUCAGCAGCAGGUCACCUGUUAUCCCUUCAAAGAUGUCAACAACUGGUGGAUCAUCAAAGACCCUGGCAGACAGGAGCUGGUGGUCAGCAGUCCUCCUCGACCUGUCCGUCAUGGUGAUGUCAUCCAGCUGGUUCACGGGAUGACCUCUCGCUUCCUCAACAGCCAUGAUGUAGCAGCUCCCAUGAGUCCUCACGCUCAGGAAGUCUCAGGUUACAUCGACUUCAACAUUUCCAUGCCGGCGCAGAACCUGUGGAGAGUGGAUAUCUCUAACAGGGAGACGGAGUCAGAGGUUUGGAAGACGAUCCUGUCUGAGAUUCGAUUGGUCCAUGUCAACACCUCAGCUGUCCUCAAGCUGAGUGGUGUGUCUCUUCCAGACUGGGGUUUCCGUCAGUUGGAAGUCGUAGCAGAGAAACUGUUCAAAGCUCACAGCAGCAGUUUGGGCUGGACAGUGGAGGAACACCGAUAUGGAACCAGUCAGGAGCAGAAGGAGAGGGAGGCGGAGCUCCAUUCUCCGAGUCACAUCGACGUUGACAGAAAAAUUUCCUUCUGGGCGAAAUUUUUAGAACUACAGUGGAAGAUGCUGACGGUGAAACAGGAAGACUCUGAACACAAAUACAGCUCCUCCCCCUUGGAGUGGAUCACCAUGGAAACCAACAUCGCAUACUGGCUGCACUCGUCCACCAAUGCUCAGAUCCAUCUGAUUGGUAACCCGGUGUCCUGGGGCGUGGCCAACCUCAGCCUGCUGGCCUAUCAGCUGCUGGCAGCCGUCUACCUGCUGAGGAGGAGGCGGGGCUUCAAAGACCUACCUGAUGGUGUGUGGAGUCAGUUUGUGUGUCUGGGCUGUGUGUGUGUAGGUGGGUGGCUGGUGAACUUUAUUCCCUUCCUGCUGAUGGAGAAAACGCUCUUCCUGUAUCACUACCUGCCAGCCCUCUGCUACCUGUACCUGCUGAGCCCCGCCCUGCUGGAGCACACACACACUCACCUGCUCAGCAGUGUGACACACCGGCGAGCGCUGUGCGUGUGUGUGUCGGCAGUGUGUUUGUCGGUCUUCCUGUCGUAUCGAGCCUUCUGCCCUCUGACCUACGGCAGCCCUGAGCUCUCAGCCAAUCAGCUUCAAGGACUCAAGUGGAGAGAAACCUGGGACAUCCUGUACCGCCGCCGCUAAAGACACUGGGAGAGAGAGACAGGUGGACAAAUAGGUGUCUCUGUGUGGGACAGGGUGCGUUUGUUUUCCUCAUCGCGGUGAGGUGAACUGAAGCAGUUUAUGAGCUGAGGAGAAGCACCUGAAUGCGCCGACAGGCGUGUCUAUGUGAGGUCAUGUUGGAGGCGGAGCUUCAGUCCUCUGACCUCAUUGUGAAGCCUUGAUGAUGUAACAGUGAUGAUUGACAGGUGACAGAAACAUGUCUGGAAAUAAAAACUGCUGCUCAUUGGUUUAUUGUGAAGUUUCAGUGUAAAAGUACAAAAUAAAAACUCAUGAACAGUU